This is a messenger RNA of Ictidomys tridecemlineatus (thirteen-lined ground squirrel), 933 nucleotides long. The record is from RefSeq and is a predicted model, not a curated record. Lineage: Eukaryota; Metazoa; Chordata; Mammalia; Rodentia; Sciuridae.
AUGGCACAGAUUGAGAAGAAUGUUCAUCCUCUGGAAAAUAAUUCAAAUUUGUUGAACAUUAUAGAAGUGGAUGGAGUACCUUUGCCAAUACUAUCAAAAGAAAUAUGGAAUAAAGUCUGUAAUUUUCAAGCCCGACCUGAUGACCUUAUUCUGGCAACUUACCCAAAAGAAUAUUUCUGAUGUUUUUCAGGUACAGCCUGGAUGCAAGAAAUUUUAGACAUGAUUCGAAAUGAUGGCGACGUGGCAAAAUGCAGGUGAGCUGCUUCUCUGGAAAGACACCCCUUCCUUGAAGUAAAAUACCCUCCUAAAGAGAAGCAUGAUUUGGAGAUAGCUAUUCAAAUGCCCUCACCACAAAUGCUAAAAACUCACCUUCCUUGGCAUUUAUUGCCACCAUCUAUCUGGAAACAGAACUGCAAGAUCAUCUAGGUGGCUAGAAAUGCCGAGGACUGCCUGGUACCCUUCUACUACUUCCACAAGAUGACCUCAAUGCUACCUGACCCUCAGAGCUGGGAAGAGUUUUGUGAGAAUUUCAUGUCAGGAAAAUUGGUUGGUGGGUCCUGGUAUGACCAUGUGAAUAGGUGGUAGACUGCAAAGGACAAGCACCGGAUCCUCUUCUUCUUCUAUGAAGAUAUCAAAAGGAAUCCAAAAUGUGAGAUCCAUAAAGUGUUGAAAUUCUUGGGGAAAACUUUGCCAGAGGAUGUUAUCGAAGAAAUCAUCUACCUUACUUCAUUCCAUGUGAUGAAGAAAAAUCCUAUGGCCAACCAAUUUUCUGUACCUACCCACAUUUACAAUCAAAGCAUCUCAAAAUUCCUGAGAAAGGGAACCCUUGGAGACGGGAAGAACCAUUUUACUGUGGCUAUGAAUGAGAUAUUCGAUGAAGACUAUAAAAAGAAGAGGGCAGGGACCACACUGACCUUCUGUGCAGAGAUCUGA